Molecule: messenger RNA, 877 nt
Organism: Symbiodinium necroappetens
Lineage: Eukaryota; Dinophyceae; Suessiales; Symbiodiniaceae
Source: the annotation of a GenBank genome assembly
GGGUGACACGCGAAGAAGAUCGUCAUUCUUCUCCCCGCGCCGCCGCAGAGGUGGCGGCGGUAGUUUCGUUCCCAACAAUCACUACUCCAACCCGUUGAGCCCAAGCAUUGGGCACUACGGCUACACCAACCCAAACUAUGCGUACCACAACUAUGGCGGGCACAUGCCCAUGAGCACAUCCUACGGCUACACGGGCGCUAAUGCCUACAGCUCCGGUAGUGGCAUGAAGAUUGCCUUGGCGGGCGGUGCUGGACUCUUGGCAGGCCUAGCUACCAGCCAGCUUCUUCAUCAUUCCGGUGGGUCCAGCUUUGGAGGCUACACCCAUGCCCAGAUGAUGCAGCAGGACUGCACCUACGGCUCAUGGUCAGGCAAUUGCAACUCCUGCGUUUCGCAAUAUGGAGCCAAUCGCUGUGACGUGAGCAUCUCGCCCAACUUCGAUGCAACACGAGACGACCUGAUGAGCACGGGCUUCAUUCCGACCCAGGUCUCCUGGCCCCUUACCGUGACCGUUACAUCUGUCAGCGGAAUCGACUUCAACCCCGCCAGCGUCUGCCCACUUACGCCGGGCAGCGCUGGGAAUCCCUCAAUGGCCCGCCUCUUCCUGACCACCACCUCGCUGGGCAUGGGGUCCUCGGGAGGAAAUCCAGGCCCUGGGUAUAGUCAGCCGACCAACUACGGCUACAACUCUGGGCAGCAGAGCAACUACGGGUCGGUGCAGUCGAGCAGCUCGAGUAGCAGCGGCUUCUUUGCCUGGCUCGGCACCGUGUUGGCCCUCUGUUGCUGCUGCGGCUUCUGCGUCUGUUGCAGCUGCGCGAGCGGCAAAAAGCCAUCCAAGUGGGGCUUUUCUGGUGACUCCUCUUCGAGUGAUUCAGACAGC